Molecule: messenger RNA, 2030 nt
Organism: Anoplopoma fimbria (sablefish)
Lineage: Eukaryota; Metazoa; Chordata; Actinopteri; Perciformes; Anoplopomatidae
Product: NACHT, LRR and PYD domains-containing protein 3-like
Exons: 7
Coding region: 1-1470 (489 amino acids)
Molecular function (GO): protein binding
Source: RefSeq, a predicted model, not a curated record
AUGCACUGGGCCAUGCAGUCGGCUCUAAAACCUGCGGCCGCCUCGCUCUCAAGAAGAUCAACAGAGAAAAGCAUCAAUCUGUUCCACUGUCUGAAUGAACUGAAUGAUGGUUCUCUAGUGGAGGAGAUCCAACAGUCCCUGAGUUCAGGACGUCUCUCCACAGAUGAACUGUCUCCUGCUCAGUGGUCAGCUCUGGUCUUCAUCUUACUGUCAUCAGAAAAAGAUCUGGACGUGUUUGACCUGAAGAAAUACUCUGCUUCAGAGGAGGCUCUUCUGAGGCUGCUGCCAGUGGUCAAAGCCUCCAACAAAGCUCUACUGAGUGGCUGUAACCUCUCAGAGAGAAGCUGUGGAGCUGUGUCCUCAGUCCUCAGCUCCCAGUCCUCUAGUCUGAGAGAGCUGGACCUGAGUAACAACGACCUGCAGGAUUCAGGAGUGAAGCUGCUGUCUGCUGGACUGGAGAGUCCACACUGUGAACUGGACACUCUCAGACUGAGUGUCUGUAACCUCUCAGAGAGAAGCUGUGAAGCUCUGUCCUCAGUCCUCAGCUCCCAGUCCUCUAGUCUGAGAGAGCUGGACCUGAGUAACAACGACCUGCAGGAUUCAGGAGUGAAGCUGCUGUCUGCUGGACUGGAGAGUCCACACUGUGAACUGGAAACUCUCAGGCUGUCAGGCUGUCUGAUCACAGAGGAAGGCUGUGCUUCUCUGGACUCAGCUCUGAGCUCCAACCCCUCCCAUCUGAGAGAGCUGGACCUGAGCUACAAUCAUCCAGGAGACUCAGGAGUGAAGCUGCUGUCUGCUGGACUGGAGGAUCCACACUGGAGACUGGAAACUCUCAGGGUGGAGCCUGCUGGAGUCCGAUGGGUCACACCAGGUCUGAGGAAGUAUUCCUGUGAACUCACACUCGACACAAACACAGUGAACAGAAGACUCAAACUGUCUGACAACAACAGGAAGGUGACACGUGUGGAGGAGGAUCAGUCAUAUCCUGAUCAUCCAGACAGAUUUGACCACUUUCCUCAGCUGCUGUGUACAACUGGUCUGACUGGUCGCUGUUACUGGGAGGUUGAGUGGAGAGGAGGAGUUCAUGUAGCAGUGAGUUACAGAGGAACCAGAAGGAGAGGAGACAGUGAAGACUGUUUGUUUGGAAGGAAUGAUCAGUCCUGGGGUCUGAGCUGUGAUGAUGAUGAUGGUUACCAUGUCUGUCACAAUAAUAUAGUAACACCCAUCUCCUCCUCCUCCUCCUCCUCCUCUGGUAGAGUAGCAGUGUAUGUGGACUAUCCUUCUGGCUCUCUGUCCUUCUACAGAGUCUCCUCUGACAAACUGAUCCACCUCCACACCUUCAACACCACAUUCACUGAACCUCUUUAUCCUGGGUUCAGGUUCUGGUCUGGUUCCUCAGUGUCUCUGUGUUCUCUGGAGGAGGGAGAGUCUCCUCCUGGUAGAGAACCUUUCUCUCUGCUGACCAGAUAGUUCAGUCUGUACAGGAUCACACACAGCUGAUGUUAGUUAGUACCAACCUGAUCUCUCAGUGGUUGUAAAUGCAGUCUGAGCAGGUGAGGGGUACCUGAGCUGGUCUGGACUCUGGGGGGUUGAGAGCUCUCUGGGACUGAGCGAGGUCCAUGUAAUUACCUGAAAUGAUCAGUUGUCUGAGAGAAGGUGUGAAACAUGUUUUACUUUGUGUAUAAAACUGAACUUUGUUGUCUUGAAACAUUUGUUUGUAUGAAGAAAAACCUACGAAUGUCAAACAAGAGUCUUUCUGGAUCAAAUUCAUCAUCUGUGGAAAAAUAAUCACAACGUGUAAAGAGUUGUUUUGAUUAGAACAAACUAAAUUCAUCAUCUUGUGUCAUUGUGUAACAAAAGAACAAACUUUGAUAAGUGACGUUGAAAUAUAAAGAAAUCAAAGUUUUGGGAUGAUUCUAGAUAAUAAACAUAAACAUGUCAAAGGAAAAAUGACAGAAUCCAUCACAACACUGUAUAAACUGAUUGAUUUAUUAAAUAAAGCUUCAUUAUUCACGUUGUAUUGCUCACUU